AUACAGAUACCAGCAUCACCAUGUGCCUCUCUCACUCUCACAGCGGUGUGUCCGCAUUCUGAAAUAGCCGGGAGUAUUGUACCGAGGGAGUGUGAAACGGAAGGAAAACAAACAACCAACAACAACAUCACAAGGUUUUCCUAGAUCAGGGGGAGGAAGGGGGAGGAGGAGGAGAUCAACCCAGAAAGUAAUUAUUUACACUCAGAAUAGAAUAGAAUUGAAAGCCCAAAUAUAUAGAAAUUUGGUGAAAUUGAUGCUUUAGUUCUUUAAUUUGCGGGGACAAAUUAAUUUGAAGAUCGAUCAAAUUUCUGCCGCACUCAAGUUCUUUUCAGUUUUGAGACAGUGAAGCAAUGGAGGCUAAACUUGCCCAGAGCUUGCAAUUCUCAACAACAUGUAUUGAUUCAGAGAAGAUGGUGAGGAAACCGAGCGGUUUGUUGCUUUUUUCUCCAAGAGCUAGUGACCAAAAGAGGCUUCAGGUUCGUAUUUCUAGUCAUUUGCAACCAACAAGAACUGCCAGUUGGCAUAAACCUGCGGCAUUGAAGGUCUCGUGUUCUUAUAAGAACUUUCCAGAUUCCAUAUUGAAGUCUGGAAGUUUUCCUGCCUCUUUUGAUGAAGCUAUGACUUUAAAGAUUGUUUCAGCAUUCAUCUUAUUGGAAGUUAUAAAAUUGCAGAAUAAGUCAGAAGAGAUUGAACCAUAUUUAAAUGGACGAUGUAUAUAUCUUGUUGGGAUGAUGGGAUCUGGGAAAACAACCAUUGGCAGGAUUUUGUCAGAAGUACUUGGUUAUUCCUUUUUUGACUGUGACACAUUGAUAGAGCACACAGUUGGGGGAACUUCUGUGGCUGAAAUCUUUAAGCUAUAUGGUGAGAGUUUCUUCAGAGAUAAUGAGACAGAGGUAUUGCAGAAGCUGUCUUUGAUGCACCGGCUAGUUGUUUCCACUGGUGGAGGUGCAGUUAUUCGGCCCAUCAACUGGAAAUACAUGCAAAAGGGGAUUAGUGUCUGGUUAGAUGUACCAUUGGAAGCCUUGGCAAGGAGAAUUGCAGCUAUAGGAACAGAAUCUCGCCCCCUUUUGCAUCAUGACUCAGGUGAUGCUUAUGCAAAGGCUUUCAAUCGUUUAUCUACUCUUCUGGAAGAGAGGGGUGAAGCGUAUGCAAAUGCCAAUGCUAGGGUUUCGUUGGAAAAUAUUGCAUCCAAACUAGGUUACAUAGAUGUAUGCAAUCUCACACCAACAGUUAUUGCAAUUGAGGCACUUGAACAAAUUGAAAGCUUUCUGAAGAAAUAGGGAAUUGGCUAUUCCAAGGACCUAAUUUGCUUGGCCUUCUUAUUUCAAAUAGUUGGGCAUUAAACCCACCUAAGCCGGAACAAAUUUUUUUUUUAAAUAUAUUUUUUAAGAAUUAGUUACAUUAGUCCUAUGUUUUUAUUUUUUAGUAGCGAGGCAUGGCAUGUGUUGUGUGUGACAAAAAUAUUGGAGGUUUCUAUUAAUGAUUCUUAAAGAAUCAUUAGUUGUAAAUAUGGCUGAAACAGUUCUACCUGUAAAAUCUCAUUUAUUUGUUCCUUAUAAUAGUAUACAACAAAAGCUGGUAAUUAGCCGUUGCAUUUUGUUUGCUAA
Molecule: messenger RNA, 1607 nt
Organism: Camellia sinensis
Lineage: Eukaryota; Viridiplantae; Streptophyta; Magnoliopsida; Ericales; Theaceae
Product: shikimate kinase, chloroplastic
Cellular component (GO): chloroplast; cytosol
Molecular function (GO): shikimate kinase activity
Source: RefSeq, a predicted model, not a curated record